CUGGAAUGUUCUAGAUUGCAAACCGUUAAGGAGCAGUAAUUUGUAGGGUCAGGAAAAGGCAAGGAUCACAGCACAGUUCAUUUAGGUGGACAGUCAACAGAGUGAUAUGCGACACUCUUCGGAAGUAGGUGAUUAUAUUUGCAUGCUUCUCAUCAACUCAACAUCUUAAAUUAAUCCAGCCCAUCUUAUGCUUGUGGUUAAGGAUCUCCAGGGAAAGAGAACUACAGCAAAAAAAAGUGGACACACUUUUUUUAAGUGUAAACUAAACCCCUCACCCAAAUGUUCUGAUUCAUGUACAUUUGAAAUGUGAGAUGCCUAGUGGAUACGACAGGUAAUUAUGACUUAUAUGAUUACUUUUCAAAUACAUUUUAGAGCAUCCUAGAACCUCUCCUUUCUUAGCUCUGUUCAUUACAUUCUGAUCACUCUCUUUAUGACAAAACAGAGGCUUUUAGUCAUUUAGUCUCUAUGUGGCCCUUCCUUGACUUUCCCACGAGAGUCCUGGGUAUGUAGUUCCAGAAUUAGAUAGGAAUUUGUGGAGGAUGUUAUAGACUCCUGAUAGGCUGAAAGUGGAGUUCCUCUCUUGUAGCCAACGUCCUCCUUCCCUAACCCCCACACACCCACUCACUACACAGUGGCCAUCACGUUUGUUCUGUAGGACAGAGGAAACUGAAUCCUAAGGGUGAACUCGGGAAAGAUAAACACAAAGUCCAGCACGUUCCUAAUUCAGCAGCACACGCGGUUUUACGUGUCUUAUAGUUAAUCCAUGUAAUUUGUUUUCAAUCUCUUAAUUUAAUUACUUUUCUUGAAAAGAUGCCUGGGACAAGGCCAACAUUGGAGGGAGGAAUGUCACUAGGUCAGGAUCUGGAAACAAUCAGCUCUUAUGGUUUUAAGGAUGAAGCGCCAAUAUCUUAAGGCACCUGAAUUCCUGCCCUACAGGAAGCCCCAGUGAGGAGUCAGCCGGGCAGCCAGCCAGUCUGCCAGCCAGCCCGCCGCGGUCGCUGCAGCUGCCGCCGCCGCAGCACAAGGGCAGACGCGCCGCGGCGCGGGGCUCGGGCCGGGGCGCUCGGUGCCCUCGCUCCUCGCGGCGCCCGCCGCCGCGCAGGUUUCUUAGUACCACACACUAUGGAGUGUUAAUGUAAUCAACAAAGGGAUCCCUGGUCACCUCCCUUGUCCUGUUCUUCCUGGAUGGAACAAGAAGAUAAACAGGGCAUGUGUGAAGCCCAGGACUCAGCAAACAAAGGGAUGGGCUCCGAUUUUGAGAACUCUGAAGACAGAGAAGGGGACCCAGAAGAAAGAGGAACGAGCUCUAAUCCACAGGACGCAGACAAGAGAGAAGGCCACCCAGAGCAGGAGAUGGGCUCCCACCCACAGGAGGAAGCUCUAAGAGAGGACUCAGAGGAGAGGGAACUCGUGUCUGACAUCUGCACAGAGAGGCUGCUGAGUGAGGAAGAGGGAGCUCUCCGCGAGGAAGAGGAUGACCAACCCGCUGUAGCUGAGAUGGCAAUGUUCCCAGGACUGUCAGAGUCCGACAGCAUACCCCGGAGCCCCCCUGAAGAGGAGGAGGAGGAGAGUGCUGGGGAGAACCGCCUAGAGGAGGAAGAAGCGCAGCCGCCCCCUCCCGUGCUUCCCUGGAGGCGGCACCUCUCCCUGGGCGGCCGGCAUCGGGGCGACAAGCCGGCGCACCGCCGCUUCCGCCGGCUCCACCACCCCAUGGCCGUGGACCUCGGAGAGCUCGACAGCCUGAUGGCCAGCAUCAUGGACGCGCCCACCAUCUGCCCUGACUGCGGGGAGAGCUUCAGCCCGGGCGCCGCCUUCCUGCAGCACCAGCGCAUUCACUGCCUGGCGGAGGCGGCCGCCGCGGCCAGCCUGGAGCCCUUCGGCUUCGCGGGCGAGUGCGGCGCGGUGGUGGGCAUGAUGGGCAUGGGCGUGGCGGGGGGCUUCGGGGCGGGGCCCUCGCUGGCCCGGCCCCCGCGCGAGAAGCCUUUCCGCUGCGGCGAGUGCGGCAAGGGCUUCAGCCGCAACACCUACCUGACCAACCACCUGCGCCUCCACACGGGCGAGCGGCCCAACUUGUGCGCCGACUGCGGCAAGAGCUUCAGCUGGCGCGCCGACCUGCUCAAGCACCGGCGCCUGCACACGGGCGAGAAGCCCUACCCGUGCCCCGAGUGCGGCGAGGCCUUCAGCCUCAGCUCCCACCUGCUGAGCCACCGGCGCGCGCACGCGGCGGCCAGCGGCGCGGGGGCGGCGGCGCUGCGGCCCUUCGCCUGCGGGGAGUGCGGCAAGGGCUUCGUGCGCCGCUCGCACCUGGCCAACCACCAGCGCAUCCACACGGGCGAGAAGCCGCACGGCUGCGGCGAGUGCGGCAAGCGCUUCAGCUGGCGCUCGGACCUGGUGAAGCACCAGCGCGUGCACACGGGCGAGAAGCCCUACAUGUGCUCCGAGUGCGGCGAGACCUUCAGCGUCAGCUCGCACCUCUUCACGCACAAGCGCACGCACUCGGGCGAGCGGCCCUACGUGUGCCGCGAGUGCGGCAAGGGCUUCGGGCGCAACUCGCACCUCGUGAACCACCUGCGCGUGCACACGGGCGAGAAGCCCUUCCGCUGCGGCCAGUGCGAGAAGCGCUUCAGCGAUUUCUCCACGCUCACGCAGCACCAGCGCACGCACACGGGCGAGAAGCCCUACACGUGCAUCGAGUGCGGCAAGAGCUUCAUCCAGAGCUCGCACCUGAUCCGCCACCGCCGCAUCCACACCGGCAACAAGCCGCACAAGUGCGCCGGCUGUGGCAAGGGCUUCCGCUACAAAACGCACCUCGCGCAGCACCAGAAGCUGCACCUGUGCUAGGGCUGGGCCCCAGGGGGCCUGCCCUCUGUCCGGGGAGCAUGUGGGGAGUAGAUGUCUGGGGACAAACCCUAUAGAAACGGGGAAGGGGCGGGAGGGACAAUCUGAGAGUGGCUGGGGAGACUUUUGGUGUUAGGGGGUCUUGGGGGGGUGGCUAAGAGGUGUUCUUUUAGGGUGCUAUAUUUUGCCUGCCUCCUCAACGAAGAGCGUGCUGGGAGCUCUUGGGAGAUGUGCUUGAGCGUGAUGAGUUUCUCAAAUACACGCCAGAGGGGUGAGGAGCGUGGAGGAGCAAGCACUUUGAGGACCUUGAGGAAGGGGCGUUAGGGGGUGGGGCAGGGGACAGGAUGUCAGGCAAUAGAGUAGGUUGGGCUGCGAUGGCCUGUGGGAAUCGGGAGAGGGUGUGGCUGGAGUUAAGGGUUAUAGGGUGAAAUAAAAGGCCGGUAUGAAUAAUUCUAUCCUGGUCUCGCCAGGUGUUAAGCCACUGCCC
This is a messenger RNA of Ceratotherium simum simum (southern white rhinoceros), 3325 nucleotides long. The record is from RefSeq and is a predicted model, not a curated record. Lineage: Eukaryota; Metazoa; Chordata; Mammalia; Perissodactyla; Rhinocerotidae.